Messenger RNA from Daphnia pulicaria, 1738 nucleotides. RefSeq lists its product as uncharacterized. Gene Ontology annotation, molecular function: protein binding. Bases 27 to 1568 code for a protein of 513 amino acids. NCBI's taxonomy places the organism in Eukaryota, Metazoa, Arthropoda, Branchiopoda, Diplostraca, Daphniidae. The record is from RefSeq and is a predicted model, not a curated record. The transcript has 5 exons.
AAGAUUGUGACCAAAUAGCGGCGGAUAUGCGCAGCAAUCCCCAACAAUUCGAUCAAUUCAAAUUGCUUUUCAGUUUGUCUUCGCAGAGUACGCAGACCAGACAGACGGUCAUCCGCAUCGACAACAUCGUCAAAGGACAAAUGAUGACGCAACUCAUGCAGAAAUUCAAUGAAAGCACCAAAGACGCUCUGCUAACGGCCAGCGACGAGAAGAAACUCUUGACGGAAUCGACGACCAACGUCUUGAUCGACACGUUCGACGACUCGGACGUCGUUUCCCAAAAUUCAGAGUCGCAUGUUUACAACAUGUUGGAGAGUUUACUCGUCUCAUCAAGGACGAUCAUCAGGGAUCAAAGCGAUAAAAUGUGGGAUUCGGUAUUUUGGAACGAGGACAACUAUCGACCGGACAAAACAACAAAAACUCUGAACGACAUUUACAGGAAAUUGGACAAGGAAGACCAGAAGAAGUUGAUCAACACGUUCCAAAAUACAAAUUCCUUUGAGUACGGGGCUGGAGGAAGUGUCGUGGGGAUUGGCUCGUUCGAAACGAGAUUCAAAACUGAAAUUUCCCGUCACGGUUCGACAACGAAGGAAGACAUCAACAAAUUGUUCCAGGAAAGUAAAGAUCACGGCCAGUGGGACGGAGAGAAAUUUGUUCCAAAACCUUUGAAACUCAGCAGAAUCAAUUUGUCGAAAUUGCGAGACACCCAAUCCUUACAGGAUCGCAAAGUGAACGUCAAAUACUCGACCGCCGUCCUAUCGAUGCCCAUCCAUUUCGUACAAAAUUCUGACCUGACAGUCACAGACGAGUGGCAAGAUUUGAAAGACGAAUUGAAAAAAACACAAGAACGUUUGUCUUACGCUUUAAAAUUGUUGGUGAAAAGGCGCAUCACCUUUGAAAAUUUAGAAAAGAAGCUAAACGACACCACCUCAACCGUUUUGAACUUAAACAAGGAGAUGAACGAGAGAACGAGCGUCAUUGCGGAUAUUGGUCAUAGGCCCACGUCCUGUGAUGACCUCAGACGAAUCGGACACAUCAAAAGCGGAUUCUAUUCCGUCAUGAGCCAGAGUAAAAUCCAAACUGUUUAUUGCUAUUUCUCUCGGAAGUCAAACGUGCAAAAUUUACAGAAUACGAUUGGCUAUGUCGACGUUAAAUCAGGGCCAGUUUACUUCUACGCCCAGAAAACGGCGAGCUACUUUCGUGUCAACACAAUUAUCCCAUUCGAAAAUCAACAAAUGAAUGUGGGCUAUGCCAUGAGCUACAGUGGAAUUUUUACCGCUCCUAAACCUGGCAAAUAUUUCUUUUCUUUUUCGGCAAUUUGUGAGCUAAAGACUAAUUGUCGAGUUAACUUACAAAUGAAGACUAAAACAUCCGACUGGUUUAAAAUCGCACAAGGCUAUGGUGAAUCAGCUUUUCAUACUUUAACGCUCCAGUCCAUCAUACAACUGAAUAAAGGCGACCAAAUUAGUUCAAUGUUGAGGGAAGGGGCAAUUAAUGAGAGUUCUAAUAAAAAUAACGGCCCAUUUACGCAUUUUGUUGGAUGGAUGAUAGAGGAGGAUAUCUUUUGAAUAGAUUCAGAUUGAAUCUUAAAAUUGCUAGUUGAAUUAACGGAUUAAGAAAUUUUAGUGAACUAUUCACAAAACCUCAUGUCACGUAUACAAGAGGAUAAAAAAUUAUUUCAAGUGGCUAGUUAUACCUGGUAUGAUAUGCUGAUUUAGGUCAUAAAGUUAAUAAUAAA